Diaporthe batatas is the source of this 1153-nucleotide messenger RNA. RefSeq lists its product as uncharacterized. The transcript is spliced from 2 exons. Lineage: Eukaryota; Fungi; Ascomycota; Sordariomycetes; Diaporthales; Diaporthaceae. The coding region runs from base 64 to 1113 and encodes 349 amino acids. The record is from RefSeq and is a predicted model, not a curated record.
CCUUCAAACAAACGUGCCUCCCGAGGUCACCGUACGCAACCCCACCAAAUCAGUAUUCAAACAAUGAGGUCCACCAAAUGCAUCACUUUGACCCCUUGCCAAUGCGAAGUUUGUGGGAGCCGCAGUGGUCUGCUCCGCUGUAGCGGCUGCCAACUGGUCUAUUUCUGCAGCAGUGCCCAUCAAAGAUCCCACUGGAAAAAGCACAAGACCCCAUGCAUAGCCAUCAAGAAAGCCCGAGCGAAGUUUCUCGAGGAGGAGGCCGCCCUGCAAAACACACCAGCCAAUGAGUUCGAGAGCGUCUUCGAGGCAGACGUCGGCCACUUCGGGCACACCGAGGGCACCGACGACUACAUGGUACGACGCUCCGACCUCGUCGACGCCAUUUUGAUGUACUUGCCUCGCCACGAAUCCUCCGUGGAGACCGCUCUCGACCACAUCAUGGACAUGUUCCGACUGAACCGUAGCGACUACCUGGGUCAGAGGGCCUUGGUCCCCUCGCUGAUGCUCCGCCUCUGGCGCGACCAGGAUGCCUACGACUUCAUGAAGUGGUGGGCUAUGUGCGACAUUGAUGAGUAUGACUGGGAAGAUCUGGAGCUGCCGUACCUGGACACGAGGAAUGCAGAUGUUUUUGAAGAGCCCGUGUGGUGGACCGGCAAGGCUCUGACGAUGAGCCAUACAUCUGCUGUGGCGUUGAUCAAGUUGCGCGUCCUGUUCAAGCUGCGGGAUCUGCAAAAUACGCUGCGGGCUCUGCAGGCAUCUGCACUGCCGCGCGAGAUUAUAGACCAGGUGCUCUGGGAGUUGUUGGCCGACAGUCUUCUAGCCGGACGCCUGGACCUUGUUUCCGCUGACACGGAGACCCUCGCUACAAUGAUUGGAAGGAUAAUGAAGCAGAUUCGGGGGUUGUAUGCUGCCGUGGAAAAAACAAACAUGGGAUUCUGGCCAAUCCUAAUUUCUUUCCAAGACGAUCACCCAAAGUGGGAGACGCCGGAAUCCUACUCCCUUGAUUCGCGGUCGGAGGCUGAAUUUAUGGUUAUGUAUACUCAUCUGGCGUGGGAACAAACACCCGGGGCGCUUGAUGAGAUUGAGGCGAUCCAGUCUUGUCAGAAUCAUUAGUUAUAGCGAACAUGCAUGGGAAGCUGGACCUGUUCGCAGA